Messenger RNA from Plectropomus leopardus (leopard coralgrouper), 689 nucleotides. The record is from RefSeq and is a predicted model, not a curated record. Lineage: Eukaryota; Metazoa; Chordata; Actinopteri; Perciformes; Serranidae.
UUAAAAUGCUGCUGUUCCUCCUCCACAGCCUCCAGUGAAGCCAUGGCCUCCAGUCGUCCCCUCCUCCUGUGGCUCCUCCUCUGCGUUCUGACGGUGGCUGAAGCCCAGCUGAGACUGUUUAACCUGCGGGCCAGCGACCUGCCCGCCAACAUCCUGGGAAUCACCGACGGUUAUGUCAAGGUGUUCUGUAGCAGCACGUCUCUGGGUGAAACAUCUGUUCGCAACAACAACCCAAACCCCUGGUGGGAGGAGGAGUUCACUCACUUCAUGGCCAAGGAGAACGACGUGCUGAGGCUGGAGGUUCAUGACAGUGACUAUCUCUUCGAUGACCUGGUGGGGGUUUGUCAGAGACAGCUCAAGCCGGGGACCCACGAGUAUGACUGCUACCUGGAGAAAGGCGGGAUCCUCCAUUACUCCUACACCCUCAGUUGAAGAAUUCAUGGAUGCAUGUGACCUUUGACCUUCACAGGCUCCUUGUAGUGAUCACAGCAGGUUAAAUCUUGAUGCGUGGUUUGAAGAGGUCCAUUAUUCACAUUUUUUAACAGGCAGAUCAUAUUCACAUUAACCCAGAAUGAAUGCAAAUUUAUUCACUCGGCCCAAAGAAAAUUUAAUCUCUUUAUUAAGCUUUAUCACUUACAACAGUGCUACUGCCCUUUUUGUCAAAUAGAAAUAAAUCUUCCCUGCAACAA